Messenger RNA from Alternaria atra, 918 nucleotides. RefSeq lists its product as uncharacterized. The record is from RefSeq and is a predicted model, not a curated record. The coding region runs from base 1 to 918 and encodes 305 amino acids. The transcript has 2 exons. Lineage: Eukaryota; Fungi; Ascomycota; Dothideomycetes; Pleosporales; Pleosporaceae.
AUGAAGACAGCAUAUGACAACGGUAUCACGUUUUUCGACACUGCCGAGUCUUACGCUGGCGGCCAGUCCGAAAUCAUCAUGGGCCAGGCCAUCAAGAAGUUCGCCUGGAAUCGCAACGACAUUGUGGUAUCCACGAAACUCAAUUGGGGCGGCGCGAAUGGCGAGGUACUUGUCAACAACCAUGGUCUCUCGCGCAAACACAUCAUUGAAGGACUUCGUGCAUCGCUCAAGCGCAUGGAUCUGGAGUACGUCGAUAUAGUGUAUGCGCACCGUCCGGAUCGUCUCACGCCCAUGGAGGAAACCGUACGCGCGUUCAACCAUGUGAUUGAGCAAAAAGGCUGGGCGCUGUAUUGGGGCACUUCUGAAUGGUCUGCAGAUGAGAUCGCUGAGGCAUGCGGGAUAGCGAAACAAUUGGGCCUCAUCGCACCAGUAGUGGAGCAACCGCAGUACAAUCUGCUUGAAAGAAAGAAGGUUGAGAGCGAGUUCCAGCGCCUCUAUGCGCGAUUUGGGAUUGGUCUGACUACAUUCUCGCCACUAAAAUUUGGGCUGCUGAGUGGGAAGUACAACGACAGUCCAGAUGCACCACCAGCAGGAUCCAGAUUCGCCGAAGGAAAAGAUGGCUUUGUGAGUGGAAUGCGUGAUCGGUAUGGGAACGACGAGUGGAGCGGCAUGAUCAACAGCGCAAGAAAAUUGAAGCCAAUUGCGGACAAGUUGGGCAUUAGCCAGUCGCAGUUGUCGCUUGCAUGGUGUCUGAAGAACCCCCAUGUCUCUGCGGUGAUUACUGGGGCGUCAAGACCGGAGCAAGUGGUGGACAACUGUGCAGCUCUGAAGGUUUUGGACAAGCUUACGCCAGAGGUGAUGGCUGAGAUUGAUGGGGUUGUAGGAGGCAUCCAGCUAGACCCUGCACGACAAGAUUAG